This is a messenger RNA of Lingula anatina, 2071 nucleotides long. RefSeq names its product transforming growth factor-beta-induced protein ig-h3. Gene Ontology annotation, molecular function: cell adhesion molecule binding. The record is from RefSeq and is a predicted model, not a curated record. Gene Ontology annotation, biological process: extracellular matrix organization; cell adhesion. Gene Ontology annotation, cellular component: extracellular matrix. NCBI's taxonomy places the organism in Eukaryota, Metazoa, Brachiopoda, Lingulata, Lingulida, Lingulidae.
UUUAUUGCUGCUUGAAUCCGGGUCUUGGUCAAAGUCGGCUGUCUUAUAUCUGGUCACAGAACCUUUGGGGAAGAAGUCAGGAAGCUGGAUGGCGACCUUCCCUGAGAGAAUCGGGUAUUUUCUUUCGCUACUACUGGCCCCUUUUCCUGCGUUUUAAUCCACAGCCGAACUUGUUGGAUCUCCUGGAACAGGUGAACGCCAGAGCUUUUCUCGAGUUGGUAGCCAGCUCCGGCGUCUCAGACACACUUGCGAAGACGGACGGACCCCUUACAAUAUUCGCUCCCAGCAACGAAGCUUUUGCUCGGUUAUCAAAGGAAGAGCUCACCGAACUCGUAACGAACAAGAACGCUGCGCGAGAUCUCAUAAGGUUCCAUAUGACUCCUGCGUUCGUGUUCUCGCAACUGUUCAAGAAUAACUUACAGCUUCGUUCCCUUACGGGGGUUGACUUAAGGAUCAAUGUUUAUCAAGGUGGAAAGGUUUUUACAGCAUCUGGCGCAACACUGUCCAGCAAGAACCAAUUAGCAUCAAAUGGCAUUGUGCACGUGAUUGAUGACGUAAUCUUACCUGUUCCCAGGGAUACAGUUCUCCAAGCCGCUAGGGAUCACCCUGAUCUCACGAGACUCGCGGAGGAGUUCACAUCUUUGAACUUGACAAGAGCCCUAGAUGGGCGUAGUCCAAUCACAGUGUUCGCGCCGACGGAUGCUGCAUUUGAGAAAAUUCCCAAGAGGAUCCAAGACCGACUCCUUAAGAACAUUCCUACAAUGACACACAUUCUACAACAGCAUAUUGUACCCGGAGUCGUCUAUAGAGCAGGGUUGACUAACGGAGAUCCUGUUAAGACAGUGACAGGGGGAAUUCAUUUUAUCACCAAAACGGAUAAAAGUUUAAUGAUAGGAGGAGCUAACAUCAUACGCGCCGACAUAUCCACCAGGAAUGGAGUGCUACACCUUAUUGACAGGAUUCUACUGCCAGACGACACAGAGUUUGAAACCAAAGCUGCUCUCCCGCCAGGCGUUCCCCUACCUCCAUGAGAAAGUGCCAGGUUCAGGACCUUUUUUAAAAAAUUUAGAUGUGAUUUUUUUAAACUUUACGAUAAACAUUUGUACGCGAGCUAUAAUUAAGGUUCCACAGCUCUUAUGUCCAGCUGUCUUGGUCACAGUUUACCAUGGCCAGCUGCGUCUGCAUUUCCUGUUGAUUUUACAUCAUUUUCAGCGCAAAGGCUUUUUCCUCUUUAUUUUCAAUAUCUGCAUUAUGCAAUAAUAAGGCAGCUUGACUAAGAUAAUAUAUGAACAUAAUUUAUCUUCUAAAACAUUAAAUUUUCUUAAGAAUACUUACAACUUAACUUUUUGUCAAUUUUAAAAUUGAGGUCGGACUGGAUAAGUGCAAGAUGUGAAAUGUAAAAAUAAAUGCCCUUAAUGAUGCCCUGGGUCAUCGCAAGCAAGUGUUUGAUGUCAACAAUAAAAUUUGUGAAGAACGCAGAAUCUGAUACUGAGGGGUUAUGUCAUUAAGAGAGACAAUAUUACGAAAAGCGAUAAGGAGGAAGAGGAACAUCCAUUAGCGUAUUUUAAUUAGAAUUUGGACAUGCAAAUUUGGACACACGUGUAUCUUAUCAGAAGGUGUGAAAUGUAAGAGCAAGGUCUUUAAUGUUAAACUGGAAUUCGGCUGGAAUUUGUAUUGUAAAUUGAAAGACACAAGUCACGUCAAACUGUUAUAUAACAAACUUUACUUUUCUUAGAAACUCCAGUACUUUCACGGAACUAUAACGUGAUGAAAUUUACUAAAUAGUGGCGUCAUGCUUUUUUUUCUUUCCUUCCUGAGGCUUGUUGAAGUUGCCUCAAAAUACAAGGUGUGCGAGUAAUUUUGAUCAGAUCAGAAAAAGAGUAGAAUAACUUUGUUGGACGGAUUGAAUGUACAUAUAAAAAUACAUCCGUCUGUUGUGAUACUUUUAAAAUUGUUACAUGGCCAGAACCAGCCGACGUGCUUGAUAGGUUAAAUGAAUUUGACACAUUACAUGUACCUGUAUAAGGGACCUCAUGUCCCCUUUUACUAAAAUAUUUUCAAUUAAAAUCAA